Messenger RNA from Closterium sp. Yama58-4, 798 nucleotides. The record is from the annotation of a GenBank genome assembly. NCBI's taxonomy places the organism in Eukaryota, Viridiplantae, Streptophyta, Zygnematophyceae, Desmidiales, Closteriaceae.
AUGAGAGCAAGUAUCCCUGCCUUCCCUCCUCACAUCCCUGCCUUCCCUCCUCACAUCCCUGCCUUCCCUCCUCACAUCCCUGCCUUCCCUCCUCACAUCCCUGCCUUCCCUCCUCACAUCCCUGCCUUCCCUCCUCACAUCCCUGCCUUCCCUCCUCACAUCCCUGCCUUCCCUCCUCACAUCCCUGCCUUCCCUCCUCACAUCCCUGCCUUCCCUCCUCACAUCCCUGCCUUCCCUCCUCACAUCCCUGCCUUCCCUCCUCACAUCCCUGCCUUCCCUCCUCACAUCCCUGCCUUCCCUCCUCACAUCCCUGCCUUCCCUCCUCACAUCCCUGCCUUCCCUCCUCACAUCCCUGCCUUCCCUCCUCACAUCCCUGCCUUCCCUCCUCACAUCCCUGCCUUCCCUCCUCACAUCCCUGCCUUCCCUCCUCACAUCCCUGCCUUCCCUCCUCACAUCCCUGCCUUCCCUCCUCACAUCCCUGCCUUCCCUCCUCACAUCCCUGCCUUCCCUCCUCACAUCCCUGCCUUCCCUCCUCACAUCCCUGCCUUCCCUCCUCACAUCCCUGCCUUCCCUCCUCACAUCCCUGCCUUCCCUCCUCACAUCCCUGCCUUCCCUCCUCACAUCCCUGCCUUCCCUCCUCACAUCCCUGCCUUCCCUCCCAUAGGUUCGGGGCCCCACUAUUUACGGUUGCGACACCACGUGUCAUACAGCCAGUAUGCAUACGCAAAGCUGCAGGUUUUGCAUGCAAUCCUGCUACACACAGGGCAAAGCCAGGCCUGGGCAAUUUUGGCGACAUGA